AUGGAAAAUCAAGAUGGAAUUUUAUUUACUACAGUUUACCAAAAACCAUCUUAUGAGCCUUAUUAUUUGCCAUUCAGUAGCAUUCAUCCAUUACAUAUGAAAAAUAAUAUACCUUUUACGAUGUUACUUCGGGCAAUUCGAUAUUGUUCUACAUAUCAAACAUAUUUGGAUGAACGUGAAAAAUUACAUAUGACUUUAUUGUUUAAUAAAUAUCCGAAUAAAUUAAUUGAAGAACAGUUUAAUAAUGUUCUUUUGAAAUGUGAUAUUGACCAGCCAUUAACAAUUUGGAAUUAUGAUAGAUAUCGACAAAAAGUAAUAGAUUCACCCAUGAAAGAAAAAGUUGAUAUUGAUUAUGAAUCAUUUAUGUUUGUACAUUUUACAUACUGUUCUAGUAUGAAAACUUUUCCUGCUAAGUUCCAUGAACUUUGGAAUAAAUAUUUUGGGGAAUCUCCUAUUAAUGAAGUUAGACCUAUUCUUGGCACUCGAAAUGUGAAAAAUUUACAACGAUGUCUAGCUUUGACUAUGUAA
Molecule: messenger RNA, 528 nt
Organism: Rotaria sp. Silwood2
Lineage: Eukaryota; Metazoa; Rotifera; Eurotatoria; Philodinida; Philodinidae
Source: the annotation of a GenBank genome assembly